Molecule: messenger RNA, 1218 nt
Organism: Colletotrichum godetiae
Lineage: Eukaryota; Fungi; Ascomycota; Sordariomycetes; Glomerellales; Glomerellaceae
Product: putative monooxygenase
Exons: 4
Coding region: 1-1218 (405 amino acids)
Molecular function (GO): FAD binding
Source: RefSeq, a predicted model, not a curated record
AUGGCAAUCCGAAACACCAACGGCAACUCUGGCCAGCUCCGGGACAACAGGGUCGCAAUCAUAGGGGCGGGGUUGACUGGAUUGAUCGCCGCACAAGGCCUGAAAAAUAAUGGAUUCAACGUAGUCGUUUUUGAACGUGACGAAAGCAUCGCGGCUCGGCCGCGGGACUGGUCGAUCCUCAUUGGCUGGGGCAUGAGCACGCUCAGAGAGCUUUUACCAGAACAGAUUUUGCAGGACUUUCCUCAGGGUAUUUGCAAUCCACACCUAGAUUUCAACGAUUGGGACGAGAGUAUUAUCGGAUACAACGGCGCUACCGGUGAGGUCAUGUUCCAAAACUCAACUCCCGGCGCUCGGCGGAUCAGCAGACGUCGCCUUCGGAAAGUCCUCGCUGAAGGGCUUGAUGUUCGAUGGGGAAAGUAUCUCGAUCGAAUAGAGUCCAACAGCCCGUCGGUGGAGCUUGCAUUCAGAGAUGGAGACACAUAUGAAGCCGAUUAUGUCUUAGGAACAGACGGCGUCUCCUCAAAAGUCCGAGAGCUGCUGAUGGGAGUUGAAAAGUCCCGGCCGGUGCCGUCAGGAUACUCUAUUGCCAACUGUGUCUGCAGGUAUGGAGAUGCGGAAAAAGUCAAAGCUGUCGUGAAAGCACACUCUGUGUGUGCGCUCAUGCUUGGAACGGCGAACCUUGCUGGUUGUGGUGUCAUAUCCGCGGAAGAUCCGAAUGAUAUUGCCAGUUGGGAGACAUUCUGGGUCAAAGUAUGGCGCGGCCACUCGGUCAGCCUGAAAGGCCAAGAAGCCAUUGACUAUGCGAAGAAAGAUUUAUCAGGUAUCUGCGAGCCUUUCCGCUCUGCUCUUGAGUGGACCCCCAAAGGAAGCUCCUGCUAUCUUGACGAAAUGAAGUACUGGCUUCCCAGUCCGUGGAAGACACACGAUGGUAGAGUGACACUAGCAGGGGAUGCUGCUCAUCCCAUGUUGCCUUUUCGAGGCCAGGGACUUCAACAUGCAAUCAUUGACGUGCAAAACUACAUCAAUGCAUUGGUGAAGCUAAGAGAUGCCCGCGAGGCGACUAGCCGCAAAGACAUCAUGGCGGCAUACGGCGCAGAUGUCGUUGAGCGGGGCUCCGUCGCAGUCGCUCAGGCUCUGAAAGAAGCCGAGAAUUCGCUGAAUCCGGACACUGUUGGGAAUAUGCUCAUGGUCACCAAGGGACAUGGGAGGUCUAUAUAG